Molecule: messenger RNA, 1413 nt
Organism: Paramecium octaurelia
Lineage: Eukaryota; Ciliophora; Oligohymenophorea; Peniculida; Parameciidae
Source: the annotation of a GenBank genome assembly
AUGAUUUAUACAGGUAAAAAGUAAAGAGCUACGGAGAAAGAAACAAAAGAAAAUAAAUUAGGAUAACUCUAAAAAAGUUAGGCUAAAUAAGUAGAAUAGUUAACUUUGAUAUAUGAUGUGUUUUAAAAAAAUUUGCAUCAGUUUGCAGGAAAAUAUAGAGAUGAGAUCUCAAAGAAUCCUGAUUUCAGAGAAAAGUUUAAUGAAUUAUGCGAUAAAAUGGAUGUCAACCCAAUGAUGUCGAAAAAGACUAUAUGGAGUGAUUUAGGUUUUGGAGAUUUUUAUAAUGAGUUAGCUGUAAAUAUUGAUAAUAUGAAAAGAUUAAAAUUCUAGACAUUUGUGCAAAAAAAUAUGCCAUUUAUGGUGGAAUUACUAAAAUCACUGAUAUAAUUGAUGAAUUUAGAAAGGUCUAUGGAAUGAAGGUCUCUAAAUCUGAUAUUGAGAGAGCAAUAAAUACUGUAUCAUCUUUGGGGGGUUGCCAUAUUCAUAAUAAAUAUGUGUACACAGUUCCUAUAGAAAUGNAAAUAAUUAAUUUUAUAUAAAAUAAAUAAAGUAUGCUGCAGUAAUAAUCAACAAUUAAAAGAAUAAAAGGACAUUCUCCUUAGAGAUCACCAGGUAAAUUCUGUUCAAAUUUAUUGAAUAUUAGUAAUAAAUUUGCAGGGACAGGUGGAAGUAUUAAUAUAUAAGUUAUAUGACAUUUAGUGUGUUCAUCAUUAGCUCCAAAGAAAAGUUAAGCUCCAUAAAAAGUACCAAAAUCAGGGAUCUUUUAAGCUUUGCCUAUGAUUGAAUAGACUUUAUUUAAAAAAUAUUAUGAUCGUGGAGAUCUUCCAAUUGCUGUUAAUUUUAGUGGAGCUGUUAGAAAGAUCGUUUGGAAAUGUGAACCUGAAUGCUUAGAUUAUCAUUUAUAUCUUCCUAUAUUCUUUGAAGGACUCAGAGAAACUGAAGAUCCUUAUAAAUUCUUAGCUGUCAAUGGAUGUGAAGAAUUAUUAUAAAAAGGAGAAACUAAGAUAUUAUCAGUCUUACCUUAAUUGAUCAUUCCUAUCAAAAGUAAAUCAUUUAUAAUAUUAACAUUCUUUAAUAGAAGCCUUAGCAACUAAGAAUCAUGAUAUUAUGUGUAUUACCUUAAAGAAAAUAUAGAAAUUAGUCAAAAGUGGUUAAAUGAUAGGAGAAGCCUUAGUUCCUUAUUAUAGAUAAAUACUACCUGUUUUGAAUAUGUAUAAGAAUAAAAGAUGUAAUAUUCAAUUAUCAUUUAUUUUAGUAAACAUUGGAGAUAAAAUUGAUUAUUCAUAAAGAAAAAAUGAAAAUCUAUCUGAUCUCAUUUAAGAAACAUUAGAAACACUUGAAAAAAAUGGAGGAGAAGAUGCAUACAUUAAUAUUAAAUAUAUGAUACCUACAUAUGAAAGUUGUAUGUUUUGA